This is a messenger RNA of Lasiodiplodia theobromae, 852 nucleotides long. Its product is annotated as NmrA-like family protein. The transcript is spliced from 5 exons. Lineage: Eukaryota; Fungi; Ascomycota; Dothideomycetes; Botryosphaeriales; Botryosphaeriaceae. The record is from RefSeq and is a predicted model, not a curated record. Bases 1 to 852 code for a protein of 283 amino acids.
AUGGCUCACGUUGUACUUGCAGGAGGCUCAGGCAGAGUCAACUAUGUGACAGUCGACUACGAGAACAAGACUCAACUCGUUGAAGCGCUGCGCGGUGUCGACGUCGUGCUGUCUUUUCUGGCAGAUUCGAACUUCGAUCUUGUCCAGCGGAUGCAAGAGCUUCUCAUUGACGCUUGUGUCGAGGCUGGAGUAAAGAGAUUCGCGCCUUCAGAAUGGGGGACCCGAAGCAAUAGCGCCUCUCCACACUACGCUUUCAAGGAUAGAGUUCGUGAGUACCUCGAAGAGGUCAACAGAAAAGAAACGAUUCUUGAGUAUUGUCUGUUUCAGCCAGGAUUUUUCACCAAUUUCUUCGCGUGGCCGCACAAGACAACUCCACACUUCACCCUCAUUCCCAUGUAUGUGGAUUUUCACAAUCGGAGGGCCCUUGUACCUGGUGAUGGUAAUUUUACCAUCACCCUCACCACGAUCGAAGAUAUGGCAGCAGUAGUUGCCGAAGCACUGGAUUAUCCGGGGAAGUGGCCAACCGUUGGUGGCAUCCAAGGGUCACAGAUCACCAUCAAAGAACUAGUAGAGCUUGGAAAUAAGCUUCGAGGAUCGAUGAAAGUAGAGUCGGUGGCCCAAGAGGUUUAUGAGGAUGGCAAACUCCAAACCUCGUGGGUUCCCAGGAUCGAUCAUCCUGCUAUUCCCGUUGAGCUACGGGAAAGGAUGUCAGAAGAGAUCGUCGCAGGGUAUUUCAAGGCCAUUGAGGCCGGGUCGUGGGCUGUCUCAGAUGAGUGGAAUAAGUUACUUCCACAUUACCGCUUCUCUAACGCUGAGGAGUACCUUGCGAAUGUUUGGCGAGGAAAGCCUUAG